Molecule: messenger RNA, 3408 nt
Organism: Lampris incognitus (smalleye Pacific opah)
Lineage: Eukaryota; Metazoa; Chordata; Actinopteri; Lampriformes; Lampridae
Gene: ncoa4
Product: nuclear receptor coactivator 4
Exons: 11
Coding region: 110-2029 (639 amino acids)
Biological process (GO): intracellular iron ion homeostasis; response to hormone
Molecular function (GO): transcription coactivator activity
Source: RefSeq, a predicted model, not a curated record
UUUCCUGUAGGCCUGACAUUGACGCGCCCACAUCAGAAUCUACCGGCUGGUAACAGGACCUUUUUUUUAUUGGUUUAUUUCGCUGCUUGAAACAAGUUGGAAGGUUCGGAUGACUUCGACGUCGAAAGCACAAAAUAAAGGAGUACGGAUGAGCUUGGCAGAGAUGGCGGAGAUGGAGGAGCUGGUGGGGCUGAGGCAAUGCCAGCAGGCCCGACUCCAGCUGGAGGAUGCCAUCACAGAGGUGAUGAAGGCUGAGAGCCAUCUUAGAGACAAUGCCCGAGAGGUGAGGUCUCAGCUCCACAGUUGUAUCAGCCGUCAGCAGGAGUCUCUACGGUGUCGGGAGGUUUGGUUGUUUAGUCAGGUCGACCUGCUGGAGCAACUAAAGGCCGACACUCUGCAGCAGCAGCUGCAGCAGCUCCACUGGCUGAGGGGUCAGUUUGAUGUUAUUGCUCAUCAGCUGGAAAAGUCGAACAGCCACGACCUGAAUAACCAGCUAACUAGCUGUAUGGAGAGGCUCUCCUCCUUGAGUCUGGCUCCGGAGGAGACCCCAGAGAUGAGCUUCCAGGCCGACACUCGUUCCCUAAAGCAGGCCAUCACCUCCUUCGGGACCAUUGCCACUCAGCACAUGCAGGGAAGUAGCCUUCAGAGCUCCGCCCCUGGCCACCCUCUGCAGCCCACCUGGCCGAAGCAGAGCUGUCCUGUGGCGACCAAGAGACAGAAGGUGGAGGCGGGACCUCUGGCUGACUGGCUGUUUGGAGCCCGUCCAGUGAACAACACUCCGAUUGGUUUCCAGUCCAGCAAGAACCCUCAGGAUUGGUUAAUCUCACACAGAGAGGCCAAGUCGUCCUGUCCUGCCCUAGCAGUUAUAGAUUUCCAGCGGGCCUGGGGCCAGCUCAAAGACCUGGAAGCAUGGCUUUUAAAAGAGAAGGUGCCUGUCAUCAGGGAGAGGGCCAAUAGCAACACCAGCACCAUUAGCUCCUCCUUCUCCAUUGAGAAGAUAGAUGAAUCAGAGUUAAACAUGGCCCUGGAGGAGGAAGAUUAUGAUGAUGAUGAUGGAGAGAAGGGUGGAGAGGAGGUUCAGGCAGAGGCCGAUGAGCUUGGCGACUGGCUCAUCACCCCAGCAACCGUUGCCAUGGAGAACGAGCAAGAUGCAGAGCGAUGGAGGCAGGUGUUGAAGCCGUUUCAGGCGGAAUGGUUGCCCAGCGACUGGCUCUUUGUUCAGACCACUGCCCCCGCCGACUGUAGUGGGUGCUGUCAGACCCGAACCUCCGCCCUGGAGAUCGAGAACCUGGGUGAGCUCAAGUGCCUCAAGACCCCGCCCACAUCUAGUCUCACCUCUACCCCCACAACCCCACCUGCCCCUGGCUCCAGCCCCAGCCCCUCCCCUCUGGAUCUCUGGCUGCAGAAGACAAUUCCCGUCCAGAAGGCGUGCAGGGCCAACGAGCCAUGCUCCAGUUACACCCAGUGUGUUUGUGAGGAGAACUGUGGGCGGGAGGCGCUGAGCACCUGGCUCCUCAGACAGGAAGGACGCGACAAGAACGGAGUCCCCGUCGCCAAGAUCCGGCCCCCCACUGAGCCCACCAGCAAACCCGCCAGUCUGCACCAGAGAGACCAGGAACAGAAGGUCCAGGCCAUCCUGAACGCCUGGCUGCACCCCGCCAAAAUCCCCCUCUCCUCCUUCACCGCCUGGGGAGCGGCACCAGGGAAGGAGAAGGCCAGCCAGGAGGAGCACAGCUCCCACUUCAAGACCUCCUCCUCUUCCUCCUUCUCUGGACAGAACCCGUUCCAGGGGCCACUGGAGCCAGAGCGUUGGGUGGUGCCAGAAAGCAGCAGCACAUUGACUGGCAGCUCAGGAGGUCAGGAGAGACAGGAGUCCAACCCACAACCAGAAGAAGACAAAUGGCUGCUGAGGAAGAAGAGCCAGAUACAGGAGCGCCUGGCCCUCCCAACAGUCUGUGAUUUAUUCUCCUGUAUGAAAAUAGGAGGAGACAAAGACAAGUGGCUACACAAGGCACCUAUACAGAUGUGAUUUUGCAACCAUGUUGGGGUUUUUUUCCAAGCUUCUGGAUGCUUCGCGUUUUACCGUCAUGGAGCCACUUAACGCUGAUAAGCGCACAGCAGAAUGAAAUGCCUUCCUUUACUCGUCAGUGGAGGAGUCCCUCCAACCAGAGCCCGACCAGUUCAGAUGUCCACCGACCCGACCCGACCCUGUCUUUGUCUGUCUGCCAGUGUGGUUCUGAUUCUUCUGAAGAAUUUUCACGUCCCUGACUGCUUUUAAUUUGGUUUAUUGGUACUCACACUGAAAAACUGGACCAAGUUUGGUGGGAUUCAGUUUGGAUCAAGUCCAGGAUAAGUUAUUAGAAGGUGUUUUUCCUUUUUGGGGCUUUUUAUACCCAGCAGGGGUUUUUUUUUUUUUUAAGAGUUCUGCCGCUCUCUGGUUUAAUCCUGGAGAACGGUGGACCUCGACUCCAACAUGCCCAACCUUAGAAUAACAUGAAUUCACCGUCCAACGUCUCAUAUCAAAUGAGGUGUAACCUUGAUAUUUUUCCUCUUUUAAAAUUUUUUUUUUAUUUUAAAAAGUCAGUUUGUGUUUUUUAAAGUGGUCAAUGUCUUGUGUUGGAUGGACGACUUGAUAAUCUGAUUCACACCAACAUGAAGCUUUUCCCAGGGUGACGCAAGGUUCAGGUAGAAUAUAAAAGCAGAUUUUUAUUUUAAUCAACCUUAUUCUAACAAUUUCUUGUUUUCUAGGGUGUUACAAAUAUGGCAGGUGAGGUGGUUGUUUGAAGAGAUGAAGCUAAAAGGGAGUCUGAUUAUAUUUAGCUAUAACUCUUCCCUCCUCAGAAGAGUUUACAGUAUAAAGGAGCAUUUUAAUUUUUCCUCAUAAGCCUAAAUGCUUUCUCUCUGAGACUAAAACAAUAUCACAAAUAAUCGCUGAUUCCAGCUUUCUGUGAGCUACUUUAAACACAGCGGCCACAUCGGAUCUGGCCAGCCCACUAAAGACGCUCCGUCUGAGCUCGCCAAGGAUUUCUCCUCCAGACAAGGUUAAUAACAGCUGCUGUGAAGAUGGGUUGAUUUUAGUUUUAUUGAUAUGUUGUUUUUCGGGACACUAUUAAGUUUCUCUCCGCUGUGGUAAAAAUAACUCUUGGGUUUUUCCAUGCAGCCUCUCUAAAACAUAAGUCUAAUCAAGUAAAAUCCGCUGAUUGGAUAACCACUGCUUAGAAACGCCACCUACCUUUCAAACAGCAGUGUGUGAUUGGUAACAAAGGAGAUGAGACAUUUCAUUGGUGCUUUCUGAGGUGCUCUGGAGUGUGAUUGGUGAGUUGAUUUAUGCUGUCUAAUGUAUUGCUAUCAUAGAUCCAUUAUAACUGUCACUCUUCCACCUUCCCUUAAAUAAAAUAUUCAAUUGAA